Alosa sapidissima (American shad) is the source of this 2492-nucleotide messenger RNA. It is a transcript of the gene samd13, whose product is annotated as sterile alpha motif domain containing 13. The coding region runs from base 1162 to 1455 and encodes 97 amino acids. The transcript has 4 exons. Gene Ontology annotation, molecular function: protein binding. The record is from RefSeq and is a predicted model, not a curated record. NCBI's taxonomy places the organism in Eukaryota, Metazoa, Chordata, Actinopteri, Clupeiformes, Clupeidae.
UAUUAACCUUAUAGUUCUAGCUAUUCCAGUUAACUAGAUGAAUCUCAUCAGUUGACAUUUAACAUUAUAGAUUCUGGUGUGUUUUGUUAACAAACGAGUUGAAAUUAAAACUGCUUUGCUCUAUCACUAAAGUUAUGAUGGGUGACAUGCAACGGACGUUAUGAUUAAUUGCGAAGUUAGCUAGUUAGCAGCAUAAUGUAAGCUAACUUGCUAGCUGUGCAAGUUGGUCGCUAGUCAGCUGUCUUAUCCGCUUGGUCUAAGUUAGCUUAACCAAAUACACCGUACUGAAAGUGCGAACACAAGAGUAAUAGCCAUCGUUUCUAAACGACAGACAGUGCAUCAACACCGUAUGUUUAGGAUACCCACUGGUAUCUGGCUACUAGCCGCUAAACUGCUCUCUAACCUCAAGUCGGUUUUCUAACUGUAGUUAUUCAUUCGGGAACAAAAAAGCUAACGUCAAUAUAAUGUCACACAUUUCUCAAAUUGCUGUUGCAAAAAUGCAAUCUAAAGACUCGAACUUCUAGUUGUCGUAGGACAACGUUAAGCUUUAUGUUUAGAUCUACGUGAAAUUGGAAAACAAUAGGCAGUUUCACCCUUCUGUAAGGUUAAGGUUUUCCUUAUGUCUGCAGGCCUAUUUAUCUGCUUCAGGGGGAAAUGUUUCGACGUUAGUACGAUCAAUGCUGAGACUUCUUUAAAACUACUAGAAUACUGCACACAUUGACGUGGAACUUUGACACGCGAGAAACUUGUCUGUGCAAAAUAUUGCAUCAAAAUAUGCAAGAAUAACAUUGUAUCAGAAUGUAGACUACGAUAAUAUGGAUACAAUGUUGAUCUGUUAAGCACAGACAAAGUCGGGGAGCCUCAGCCUCUACAUUUGCCACAAACUGUCCCACUCAACCUUUUCACUAAAUUUGCUCUGAAAGAACACUUCAGGCAUAGGCAGUUUGAUUACAUCACACCAAGUAAAUCUAUUUCUAUGAAUUAUUUUAUUAAUUAAAGACAGAAUACUUAUAUGAUAGGUGGGUGGCCUGUAUUUUAGUUUCUGCUUUUUUUGUUGCUAUCAACCACCAUCAACGAUGUUGCUAAGCAACUGGCUAUCUUUUUUCCUUUCCUGUGUUUUGAGAACUCCUGUAGGUGACCCACUGUUCCUCUGUAGUGACCAUGGAGACUAAAGCGAACGGCUCUGUGGACAUCAAAAGCACGGUGGAGAAUGGUGAGCUUCCAGACCCUGCCCUGUGGGCGGUCGCUGAUGUUGUCAAUUACUUCAAAGCCACUGGGUUUGAGGAACAAGCAAACGCUUUCCAGGAUCAGGAGAUUGAUGGCAAGUCUCUUUUACUGAUGACUCGCAACGACGUCCUGACGGGUCUGUCGAUAAAGCUGGGACCAGCGCUGAAGAUCUACGAGUACCAUGUUAAGCCCCUUCAGACUCAGCAUCUUAAGACCAAUGUGUCGUAGCACUACUAACAAGUACUCUCUGAGGAGAAGACAAUCAUGACUGUGUGGAUGCUACAGGGUUCUACUUUUGAUGAGCGAGGAUUCUUCCAUUUCUUAAUCAUCAUAUGUGGGGUGUGGGGACACAGACAUUGCGAGAGGAAAGGGUGAAACUUCAUUGUACUACUGGAUGUUUUGAAAGGGGCAUAUUUGCAGUAUUUGUUGUACUGCUUAUACCGUCUUCUUUUUGUUGGGUCAUUAGAAUUAAUGAAAAUAUUGACUUGUUUAUUUUUAACUUAUGAUAGUGUGUGUGUGUGUGUGAGAGAGAGAGAGAGAGAGAGAGAGAGAGAGAGAGAGAGAGAUGUGUGUAUCUGAGCUACGUGUAGAUGUUUUUUUUUCCCCCUCAUGGAACCCAGAAGUCAAACACUACAUUGCACGUUGUAGUGUACUCCUGAUUUAUUGUGUGCAGUUUUCCCAAACUGAAUGGUCUGAAAGGUGAAUCUUUUAAUUUCAUUUGUAAAUACCAGGGAUGUUGGGAUUUGCUGUUUAUUUAACUUUUUAUAAAGAUUUGUGCAGUUUUGUAUCAUAGUAUAGUAAAAGCCAUAGCCCCUGAUUCUGUGGUCUCAUGAGGCCAAAUAUAGAUUAAUAAUGUAUGAAACCUGAUCAAAUCAGUGGUGCUAAUUUAUCUCAGAAGAGUACUUUACAUGGUGACUAUUGUUUUGAGAUCUUUGAAUCUGCUUAAAGUUAUAAUUUAUUUUUUAUUUUGUAAUAGAUGGCGAGUCAAAUCAUUUUAAAUGUAUAUCAAAAAAUGGAUAACCCAGAUAUUCAUGAAAUAUGUGACAGAUCAUGUUAAUAUUUUUAUUUUCAUCAGGUAAUAUAUAUCCUUGGUGUCCUUGGCGUGGUUGUUUAUGAGUUGUUGAAUGUGUUCAGUUGGCUGCUGUAUUGGAAACUGUGUCUGUUUUCCCUCAAGUAAUCAUUUGUUUUGACAUGACUACAAUUGUAUUGAUUUUGCGGAUGUUGACAAAUGCACAAGAACUAUAAAAGAGAUUUAUUUGAUAUGA